Messenger RNA from Aplosporella prunicola CBS 121167, 999 nucleotides. RefSeq lists its product as uncharacterized. Bases 211 to 909 code for a protein of 232 amino acids. Lineage: Eukaryota; Fungi; Ascomycota; Dothideomycetes; Botryosphaeriales; Aplosporellaceae. The transcript is spliced from 4 exons. The record is from RefSeq and is a predicted model, not a curated record.
CGUCUAGAAUCCGCGCUCAUCUCAGCAUAUCGAGCCCAUGACGAUGGAGUCGUCACUGUAAGCAACUACGAGCCGCAGCAUAGUUUCGCAAUGCCAUGCACAUAUAACAGCAAGUCCAUCUUGACCUUUUGAUCUUCAAUCUGCUCCGGACCCCAAAGUCUUCUGUCUCUUCUGCAUCAUUAUCUCCACAGCUCUUUCCCCACUAUCAAAAUGGCCGAAGCACAACGUAUCUCUUCCUGCAAAAACGUGGCCGCGCAGAUUUACACCAUGCUGGCCUCCUACCCAGACCGGUGGCAGACCUACCUGCCCUCAGCACGCAGCGUCAUACCAGCCCUCGCCGCCAGCCCUUCUCUUAGCAUCCCCGAGCGUCUCUACAUCAUUGCCGCGCUGCAAGCCCUUGCCUUUGCCGACGCCGACAACCCCUCUUCCACUGCUGCCACGGCCGACAUUGCAAACUGGUGCCAGAGCCAGUGGCUGCUGGUGCUGGAGCGGCAGGCCAACUGCUCAGCCGCGCUACGAGGCCUCGGGGAAUACUGGCUCUUCCGCGCUCAACCAGCCCUCGCCCGCAUCCAUGCUGCAGAGGAAUCGGCACCCGCAAACGCAGCGGUGUCGGACGCGCGGCUCGGGGCGCCUGACGCCGUCGAGGCGCGGGGCCUGCUAACGCCUUCGUCGGACUAUCUGGCGCGAGCUGUGCAGGCGGCGCAUACGGCACGCGAGGGUGUCAAGGGGGAGUUGUUGGAAAAGGCAGCCGAGGCGUACAUGAGUUUAGGGAAUGUCUCGGGCAAACGUGCGGGCGAGCCUUGCUUCCGCCGAGCGCUGCAGUACCUAAAGAUGGCGGUUGAUAUGGGGCACGAGUUGCCGGAGCAUCUCGAAGACUAUCUGGACGAGUAUGGGCCAUUGGUGGACUAGGUCUGACGGCGAUGGGGGAAGAAGAAGAGGCCGGAAGUUAGCUAGGUAGAGGUGUAACUGUACGGAGUAGGUAGACAAGUACCCACGACC